Messenger RNA from [Candida] anglica, 1502 nucleotides. The record is from the annotation of a GenBank genome assembly. NCBI's taxonomy places the organism in Eukaryota, Fungi, Ascomycota, Pichiomycetes, Serinales, Debaryomycetaceae.
GUUUACAAUCACAUUGAUCCCACUGCUCACUUCCGGGCGAAGUUUGUACCAUUCGGCCAUACCAUUAAAUUGAAAACAUAGCCUUUACAGAUCAUGGUUUUGGACGACUACGGAAAGAAAUCGGAUCUUCCGAUACACUCAUUCAAUCCAAAGAAGACUAAGCAAACGUCACCAUUGAAGAAAAUUGGGGCUGGAAUAGUUGCAAUAAUACUAUUGUGGUGGAUUUUUACACGUGGUGGAGAUGAUAACACAAAGCCUACAUUACAAGUCCCAGAUGAUACACACCAAGCCUUUGAGGUGACCAAGGAUGGUAUCACAGAGAUUGACCCAACGGAACCAGUUGUAGCGAAGACGGACGAAGAAAUCUACAAAGAAACAGUCAAUUAUUAUGACUUGGCUGACUAUACCGGGUCUGCCGAUGGACUGACAAAGGGAGAUGUAGUUCUCUUUUUGAUGCCGUUAAGAAACGCAGAAAACGUGCUACCAAUGGCAUUCCAUAACUUGAUGAACUUGACAUAUGAUCAUUCAUUGAUUGAUAUUGCAUUUUUAGUGUCUGAUUGUUCUCCAAACGAUCGUACAUUGGAAACGGUAUUUGAAUACUCAGUUGCAUUACAAAAUGGUACCCUUGUCGAUAAGUUAAGAGAAGAAGAAGAAUUCAAACAUUCACUGAAAUUUAAAGGUCUGUCUGAUCUUUUCCAGUUGUACAUGGAUCAAGAAUAUGUCAACAAUGUAAAGAAGGCUUAUAAUAACCCUGAAUCAUAUCAUGCUAACUACCGCCAACCAUUCAGAUCUGUAUCAAUUUUCAAGAAAGAUUUCGGUCAGGCAAUCGGACAAGGGUUCUCUGAUAGACAUGCUGUCAAGGUCCAAGGUAUUCGUAGAAAGCUUAUGGGUAGAGCUAGAAAUUGGCUCACCAGUAAUGCAUUGAAACCAGAUCAUUCAUGGGUCUAUUGGAGAGAUGUAGACAUUGAAACCUGUCCAGGAACUGUUCUUCAAGAUUUAAUGAAGCAUGAUUAUGAUGUCAUGGUGCCGAACGUUUGGAGACCAUUGCCAACGUUUUUGGGUAAUGAACAACCAUAUGAUUUGAACUCUUGGAUUGAAUCAGAAGCAGCUGUGGAAUUAGCUAAAACAUUGGAUGAAGAUGAUGUCAUUGUGGAAGGGUAUGCAGAAUAUGCUACAUGGAGAGUACAUUUGGCGUAUAUUAGAGAUAAUAGAGCUAGUCCUGAUGAAGUCAUAGACUUGGAUGGUGUUGGAGGAGUCUCUAUUUUGGCAAAGGCCCGUAUUUUCCGUAGAGGUGUUCAUUUCCCUGCAUUCACCUUUAUGAAUCAUGCAGAGACUGAAGCAUUCGGAAAAAUGGCUAAAGAAAUGGGAUUUAAGGUUGGUGGUCUUCCACAUUAUACAGUAUGGCAUAUUUAUGAACCAAGUGAGGAUGAUCUUAAGGCAAUUGCUAAGAUGGAAAGAAAGAAAAGAAGAGGUGGAAAAUAGUUUAAUAUAUCAAUAGUUCC